This is a messenger RNA of Zychaea mexicana, 1629 nucleotides long. Its product is annotated as chorismate synthase. The record is from RefSeq and is a predicted model, not a curated record. Gene Ontology annotation, biological process: chorismate biosynthetic process; aromatic amino acid biosynthetic process. Gene Ontology annotation, cellular component: cytosol. NCBI's taxonomy places the organism in Eukaryota, Fungi, Mucoromycota, Mucoromycetes, Mucorales, Lichtheimiaceae. The transcript has 4 exons. The coding region runs from base 98 to 1291 and encodes 397 amino acids. Gene Ontology annotation, molecular function: FMN binding; chorismate synthase activity.
CAACCAACCAACCUUUACUGUCUGCUUUGUUCUGACAGAUUUCCUUCUCCUCCCCACCCCCUCUUUCUCUCUUUUCGUCUUUAUUAAAACUAAAACUAUGAGCAGCUUUGGCAAACUCUUCCGUGUUACAACCUAUGGCGAAUCCCACUGCAAGGGUGUCGGCGCCAUUGUCGAUGGUGUCCCACCUGGAAUGCAAUUGACUGAAGACGAUAUCCAGCCUCAGCUGUCACGCAGAAGACCCGGUCAAAGCAAGUUGACAACACCUCGCAAUGAGAAAGACAAGGUGACAAUCAUGUCUGGUACAGAGUUUGGAAUUACCCUCGGUACACCCAUCGGUCUUCAAGUACCCAACUUGGAUCAACGUCCACACGAUUACAGCGAAACCGACAUUUACCCUCGACCUUCGCACGCCGAUUAUACAUAUCUCGAAAAAUACAGUGUCAAGGCUUCGUCUGGUGGCGGUCGUGCUUCUGCUCGUGAAACAAUUGGCCGUGUAGCUGCAGGUGCUAUCGCCGAAAAGUACCUCAAGCAGGCUUAUAAUGUCGAGAUCGUUGCUUUCGUUUCUAGCGUUGGCAAGGUGGCUAUGCCUUUUAUCCAUGAAUUGGAAGAUACCGAGUCCGUCAAACCCGAGUUUUACGACUUCUUAAAUACCAUCUCGCGCGAAAACGUUGAUGCUGACAUUACUCGCUGUCCCGACGCCACUACUGCUGAAGCCAUGAAGGAGGUGAUCACAAAGAAGUCAGAGGAAAAGGACUCAAUCGGUGGUACUGUCACUUGUGUGAUCCGUAACUGCCCUAUUGGUCUUGGUGAGCCUUGUUUUGACAAGUUGGAGGCUCUUUUGGCACAUGCCAUGUUAUCUAUCCCUGCCACCAAAGGUUUUGAGUUUGGCUCCGGUUUCAACGGCACGCGUAUGUCUGGCCAUGUCCAUAACGAUCCCUUCAUCCAUCUGGAAAGCGGCCGUUUCGGUACCAAAACAAACUACUCUGGUGGUGUUCAGGGCGGUAUCUCUAACGGUGAAAACAUUUACUUCCGUGUCGCAUUCAAGCCCCCAGCUACGAUUUCCCGGGACCAGCAGACUACUUCGUAUGACGGUGUCUUUGGUACCUUGGCAGCCCGUGGUCGCCACGAUCCAUGCGUUGUUUCUAGAGCCGUACCUAUUGUUGAAGCCAUGGCCUCGCUUGUCAUCAUGGACGCUGCCCUUCAACAAGAUUCUCGCAAGGCCGCAUUGUCGCGCCUGCCAUCUGUUGAUAUCCACCAUUCGCUUCUCGGCAAGGCACCAGCUACUCAGUAAACUAUUACUUAGUGAGUGUGGGAUGAUUCGUGUAUAUUAGACAUCUUACAAUCUUAUUAUUAUUUGAGCAUCAUUGUUUAAAAAGUUAAAAGCAUUCUUCUUCAAAAAAAAAACAAUAGAACAUCGUAUUUGAUAUUCCUGUACAGUUUAGCAUAAAAAAAGUUUGCUAUUAGUGGGACUAUUAGUAAUGAGAGCAAAGUGUAUAGAUUUGGCGUUGCCACCCUCAUUGUAUGCACAACUCAAAAGUCAGAAUGAAAAUGGGAAUGAGGGGGUGGAUAGAGCAUACCUUAACAAAAUUAAAGUGCUGUAAUUUGACUAUUUUGGUAAAUAAAAGGGUC